AUGUCUGAUAUUCAUACUGUUCAACUACAUUCUAUUGCAUUAUUCAAUCUUUCAGAUCAUAUAACACGACGUGAGAAAAGCAAAUUCGGCGUCUUACUAGGAACAACUGAUAAGGCUACUAUCACAGUGACUACAUCGUUUGAAUUGUUAUUCGAUAAUGACUUAGAUAUAAACACAGAGUUCUUGAAGAAGAGAUUGGACCAGUUUAAGGCUGUUCUCCCUCAAUAUUCCAUGGUAGGGUUCUACCAAUUAAUUAACGAUCGAGUUCCUAAUUCUGCUACAAUGUCUGUUUUGAACCAACUACAGGUCUUUCAAAGGCUUAUAUCCACACACGAGAUGCCAAUAGUGUUCACAUUAAUAAAUAUGGGUAGUUUCCAUAAUGCAGAGGAUUAUGAGCCAUUCAAGAGCUUUUUAUCCGAAAAUGAGCCUAUACCACUACGCACAUCAAUAUUGGCAAAUGAAACGGAAAAUAUUGCUACCUCGACUAUAGUGAACCAUCCGAAUUAUUUUUCAUCAGAGAUAUCACGAGAUGUCAAUGACAUCAACAAUGACUUUAAACUAGACAAGUAUAAUGAAGAGUUGUCGGUUUCUGUGACCCAGUUACAUGCGAAGGUUGAGAGCAUCAUAGAAUAUUUGCAACAUAGACCAAGUGGCAGCGACCUAAAAAACCUCGAACAAGAAAUAAAAUUGCACAAUUUAAUUACAUACUUGUCCUCGAAAAUUGUCACAUUUCAGAGAAACCAUAUUUCCGCUGACCAUAAUGAACAGUUGCAGACAACCCAGCUAAGUUUGCUUACAGCUCAAUUAUUAGCAUUAGAUAAUUUAAAGUCACAAAUUGCGAAGAAUAUCAUACGGUUCAGCAUUCAUACCAACUCUCAAAGUAUAGGGCCAAUAAGGCAUUAA
Debaryomyces hansenii CBS767 is the source of this 903-nucleotide messenger RNA. RefSeq lists its product as uncharacterized. The transcript has a single exon. Bases 1 to 903 code for a protein of 300 amino acids. NCBI's taxonomy places the organism in Eukaryota, Fungi, Ascomycota, Pichiomycetes, Serinales, Debaryomycetaceae. Gene Ontology annotation, molecular function: protein binding; metallopeptidase activity. The record is from RefSeq and is a predicted model, not a curated record. Gene Ontology annotation, cellular component: COP9 signalosome.